This is a messenger RNA of Cylindrotheca closterium, 639 nucleotides long. The record is from the annotation of a GenBank genome assembly. NCBI's taxonomy places the organism in Eukaryota, Bacillariophyta, Bacillariophyceae, Bacillariales, Bacillariaceae.
AUGCCUCCAUUGGAACAAAACUUCGUCGACUUGGAAGUCGGCAGCAACCAAUCAAGUGUCUUCUCCCGCUGUGGAUUUGCUGGCUUCUUCUCCUCACCCCGACCCAAGACGAAGAAGUCAGCAUCCAUUGUCUCUUCAGCCAUGUCACAGCUUGAAGCAUUCACUUUGUCUGAUAGCAAUCCGCCAAGCCAGAAGAAUGCGAAUGGCAAAACCCAUCAGAAGGAUAAGGCGGUUGUGAAGUUCAGUAGCGGUGUACGAGUACGACUCAUACCGUCUCACAAGGAGAUUUCCAAGGACCAAAAGCAAAAGGUUUGGUACUCUGCAGCAGAAGCCAGAGCCAUUCGCGUCAAUACAAUCAAAACGGUUGAAAAAAUGGCCCAAAACAAAUCCUUGGAUCCAAAUGAGACGACUAGAGGAUUGGAGAACAUGACGCCGAGUGAACAUCAAACCCGACGAAUACUUAUCCGCCGUACCAUUCUCACCGUCUUGAAAGAACAAAGCAAAACCUGCUCUGACCCUGCUGAGACAUGGAAAGACGCUGAACACCUUGCGAGGAUUUAUGGACACGCCUGUCGUCAUGCCGUCUCGGAAGCGAUAUGUCUUGCAGCGAUUGAUACAAGGGAAUCAAUUGGUAGCUAA